AUGCAAUCAGACCAGAUGCAAGGCCCAUUCUCCUGGGACUUUCAACUCGAUACGAAAGAAGCGGGUCGCGAGUUUCACCGCAGAAACGACGGUCGGGAAAUCCAACGCCCAGAUAUCGUCGACGAUUGUUGCCGGGGCCUGCUGCUCCAGGCCCGGAUAGACCGUAUCAUUCAUGGGCACGAGCUGAACGGCACUGGCCCAGCAACUCUGAUAAUCUUCGGGUUUCGCUUCCAUGGACUUGAUGAGGAUCGUCGCUUCAAGCAAGCAAGGAUAAUCAUCACAUUCCAAGAUGAAGAGAAACAACACGGAAACGACCCAGAAGUCAUCACCCUAUGGCCAAAUGGCAAUUUCACGCUUGGAGAGCCACUGGAAGUUGAAGUCGAGGAGAGCAGCGGCGGCGAGGCUGGAGUCAAUGUGACAGGAGGGGCUGGCAUUCAAGGUGGUGGUCAGGUCCUGCGGAGGUGGGAGCGGAAGAUAGGCUUCAAGAAGUCCAUCGACAAGAUCAGUUUGACCGGAUCCAUUAUGCUCGACACCGAUAUCCGCGAAUACGGAAGAAACAACGCCAUACGUAUUACCAUAAGCGAGAGCAAAAUCGCCUCGCCUGGUAUUGUGACCGAUCUGCGAGCUGCUGUCUUACUGAGGCGCCAGUCUCUAGACGACACUUUCCUUGGCACCAUCAAAAUGAAGGCCGACGCACACUUUGCGUACAACGCGUUAAGGGGAGCCCGUGCCAUUUUCGGCGGCUCCCCCCAUAAUGACCCGAUCAUCUUCAAACCUGGUGUUCAGUACCUGCGACCCAAGACACUUUCGGGUGUGUUGGAAGACAAGUUGGCAGAGCAGGUCGAUGAAAGAAACCUGGGAGGUGUCGCGAUUGAAGGUCUGGCGGGGGUGCUGGGAAGUACCGUUCUUCCGAAUUGA
Colletotrichum chrysophilum is the source of this 918-nucleotide messenger RNA. RefSeq lists its product as uncharacterized. Lineage: Eukaryota; Fungi; Ascomycota; Sordariomycetes; Glomerellales; Glomerellaceae. The transcript has a single exon. The record is from RefSeq and is a predicted model, not a curated record. The coding region runs from base 1 to 918 and encodes 305 amino acids.